AUGACAGCCGGAUGUAGUGCGGCGACGCCAGCGAGCGGGUCGUCGAGCUCGCAGCUGGCGACGCCCAGCACCGCCGCCCCACUGGCGCAUCUGCGGCUGGGUCGCAGAAGCCGACGAAGCAGCAGCAGCGGCGCGAGCAGUAGCAGCAGUACGAGUAGCAGCGCUGCACCUUCUGGCAGUCUGGGACUGCGUGCACGAUCACACGGACGAAAGCGAAGGCGGCACAGCACGCUGUCGAGUAGUGGUGUUGCAUCUGGAUCGGACGACGACGAACGCGCGCCUCCGACGGUUCGGCUCAGGCUGGGGAGCUAUGUGUCGGAAUUCAGGAUCGCGGGUAGUAGAAGCAGCUCGCCGGGGACGGGACGGUCGACGUCACCAUUGCUGCCACGACAGCGUCACCAGCUGAGCAUACACACCAUGGCUCCCACACCGCUGUCGGAAGCUGUAGGAUCAGCUGCAGCGGACGACGAUCAAGACGAUGGAGCCGACGCCGAUGUGGAUAUGGACCUCGAAGUGCAGUCGACCUUCCAGGCCAUGCAAGUCGACAGCCCCAUUGCUUCACCCUCUCUGUCGAGUGCUGCUUCGUUCUUCAGCCGCCUUGAUGCGCUGCCCAACGCGCCGCCACCGAAUCUGGUCUCGGGCGCCACGGCGGGUGUACUGGCACCGCUGCUGAUCGAGCCGCGCUAUGCAACGCCAUCUCGCUCUCCCGUGCAGACGAAUCUAGCACUGCCGUCCAUCUCUGCCUUGGCCACUGCGACCACCGUCCAGCCGGGCAUGUUUCCCUCUGCGUCGCUGAUUGCAGCUCGCCGAAACUCGCGCAGUAGCCUGGGGCUGCAACAGCACCAACCCGCUUCGCCAUCGCCCCUCUCGCGGAUGCAGCCGCAGCAAUUCGCCAAUCUCAACCCGUUCGCAUCGCAUAUGUACCACCACCCGCAUCAGCAUCCCGCUCCAUCGUCUCAGAUUCCUAACCGCACAAGGUCUUCGUCCACCCCUCCAUCGCCACGCUCGAGCCAGCCGGAUGGCGCGCAGCGCCAAAUGCCUCCUUCGCCCGCUCGCCGCCAUUCGGACGGUACGCCUACCCAUCCACUUGCCUCCUGA
This is a messenger RNA of Moesziomyces aphidis, 1098 nucleotides long. The record is from the annotation of a GenBank genome assembly. Lineage: Eukaryota; Fungi; Basidiomycota; Ustilaginomycetes; Ustilaginales; Ustilaginaceae.